CCUCCACUUCCUGUUUCCUGCGCAUGGCUUGGUGUGGCUAACCGACGGAGCUCCGCUGCUGCUGGGAGCUCCUCAGGUUCCGCUCUGUCUUCCUGCCGUCGUCUGCAGGUGAUCCUCUGAUCCUCCAGCUUUCACUUCCUGUAGUUCAAACCCAGAAGGUUCUGCUCCAGAUGGACCACAGCUCUCUGUUUGACGAGAGGAGAAGUUCCAGGAGCGAGUCCUCAGCCCUGAGGAGCUCCGGGUAGCUGCACCUUUUAUGGGUUCUUAGUGAACAGAAGGAAAUCUAGAGGAUCACCAGGUAGCUUCCUGUGCUCAGGUGAAGCAGUCAGUAACUUACCUGGAUAACCGACGCCUCCGCCUGGUCUUCAUCAUUAAAGCUCCAUCACAGCAGCAUGAAGCAGACCUGAUGGAGGAGGAGCUGCUGUUAGCAUCCAGUCUGCUCUGGUUCUGAUUGGUCAGCAGCUGUAGGGAUGCUGAGCCUGAUUUAUCCUCAGAAACCAGGUGGGCUGAACGCAGAUAUGCCCCGCCCCCUUCCGCAGACAGGAGGCCUCUGAUUGGUCAAAUCUGCAUCUGCUCUUCUCUAUGCGUAUUUCCUGUUUGGUUCCUGACCGCCUUGUUCUGUUAGUCUGACCACCAUUGUGGAAACGGAGGUGCAUGAGAACGCUGGGACCCUUUUUCCACCUGGAUUCCCGCUCUUUUUGGCCCUCAUGGCCCUCUGUUGUUCCUGAUUGGCCCUCUGGCGUUGUGGCGUGGAAUAACAUAGUGCAGACCAUAAAUCAAACAUAUCUGCAAUAAACUGCUGCGAUAAACUGCUGCGAUAAACUGACUGCGAUAAACUGACUGCGAUAAACUGACUGCGAUAAACUGCUGCGAUAAACUGACGCGAUAAACUGACUGCGAUAAACUGCUGCGAUAAACUGACGCGAUGAACUGACUGCGAUAAACUGGCUGCGAUAAACUGCUGCGAUAAACUGCUGCGAUAAACUGACGCGAUAAACUGACUGCGAUAAACUGGCUGCGAUAAACUGCUGCGAUAAACUGACUGCGAUAAACUGACUGCGAUAAACUGACUGCGAUAAACUGACUGCGAUAAACUGCUGCGAUAAACUGACGCGAUAAACUGACUGCGAUAAACUGGCUGCGAUAAACUGCUGCGAUAAACUGACUGCGAUAAACUGACUGCGAUAAACUGACUGCGAUAAACUGACUGCGAUAAACUGACUGCGAUAAACUGCUGCGAUAAACUGACUGCGAUAAACUGCUGCAGGACGAUAACCAGGCCUUCAGGCUGAAACUAGUUUGAUGUUAUCGCCGCUACUAAAUAAAAAUGAAACAUAGCCUUUAUAUAAACGCUAAAUUAAAGGCUUUUAUUUUAGGUUUAGAGUUUUUAGCUUCUCUGUUUUUAUCAUAAAAAAAAAGACCCGUUUAAAUAAAUGAUGUUUGCUGGGUUCAUAUUUGAUUUAUUUAAAAUAUUUAAAUAUGUUUUUAUAAAUUACAAUAAAGACUCACCAUUUAUUCAUCCUUUACAGGCGUUCUGUUAUUAUUUCUAUCUGUAAUCAGGCAGAAAACUUUAACUUUAACUGAUUAAUUAAACUAAAGGUUACUUUCCCCAACAUGUCAAUCAAUGAAGUUUUCUGGAUAAUAUAAGAACCUGUAAAACGGCCUAAAAAGGCAAAAUUUACCAAACUGGGAUUAAAAAAAUUUAAAAUUUAAAUAUUCAGAGGAAAUAGAGAAAGAAUAGAGAAAACCUUUCAGACAAAAGGAAGCGAUUCACAUCCUGACUGAUGGAUGCAGGGAAAUGGUUCCCGCAGUCAGCCGCCAUCUUCCUCAGGGCAUCCAGCCCUCUGAGCCCCCGUAGCUAACGCCUCACCGGUGGGGGGGUGGGGGGUGGAGGAGAAGGUGAACUCCAGGUAAGAAGCUGACUGCUGCACAGCCUGUAAGGUUUGGUUUCAUGGUCUUCCUGCCUCUUCAUGGUCUUCCUCCCUCUUCGUGGUCUUCCUGCCUCUUGGUGGUCUUCCUCCCUCUUCAUGGUCUUCCUCCCUCUUCGUGGUCUUCCUCCCUCUUCGUGGUCUUCCUCCCUCUUCGUGGUCUUCCUCCCUCUUGGUGGUCUUCCUGCCUCUUCAUGGUCUUCCUCCCUCUUCGUGGUCUUCCUCCCUCUUCAUGGUCUUCCUCCCUCUUCGUGGUCUUCCUCCCUCUUCGUGGUCUUCCUCCCUCUUGGUGGUCUUCCUGCCUCUUCAUGGUCUUCCUCCCUCUUCGUGGUCUUCCUCCCUCUUCGUGGUCUUCCUCCCUCUUCGUGGUCUUCCUCCCUCUUGGUGGUCUUCCUGCCUCUUCAUGGUCUUCCUCCCUCUUCGUGGUCUUCCUCCCUCUUCAUGGUCUUCCUCCCUCUUCGUGGUCUUCCUCCCUCUUCAUGGUCUUCCUCCCUCUUGGUGGUCUUCCUCCCUCUUCAUGGUCUUCCUCCCUCUUGGUGGUCUUCCUGCCUCUUCAUGGUCUUCCUCCCUCUUCGUGGUCUUCCUCCCUCUUGGUGGUCUUCCUCCCUCUUCGUGGUCUUCCUCCCUCUUCGUGGUCUUCCUCCCUCUUGGUGGUCUUCCUCCCUCUUCAUGGUCUUCCUCCCUCUUGGUGGUCUUCCUGCCUCUUCAUGGUCUUCCUCCCUCUUCGUGGUCUUCCUCCCUCUUGGUGGUCUUCCUCCCUCUUCGUGGUCUUCCUCCCUCUUGGUGGUCUUCCUGCCUCUUCAUGGUCUUCCUCCCUCUUGGUGGUCUUCCUCCCUCUUCGUGGUCUUCCUCCCUCUUGGUGGUCUUCCUGCCUCUUCAUGGUCUUCCUCCCUCUUGGUGGUCUUCCUCCCUCUUCGUGGUCUUCCUCCCUCUUGGUGGUCUUCCUCCCUCUUCAUGGUCUUCCUCCCUCUUGGUGGUCUUCCUGCCUCUUCAUGGUCUUCCUCCCUCUUCGUGGUCUUCCUGCCUCUUCAUGGUCUUCCUCCCUCUUCGUGGUCUUCCUCCCUCUUCGUGGUCUUCCUCCCUCUUCGUGGUCUUCCUCCCUCUUCGUGGUCUUCCUCCCUCUUGGUGGUCUUCCUCCCUCUUCGUGGUCUUCCUCCCUCUUGGUGGUCUUCCUCCCUCUUCCUGGUCUUCCUCCCUCUUCGUGGUCUUCCUCCCUCUUCGUGGUCUUCCUCCCUCUUGGUGGUCUUCCUCCCUCUUCAUGGUCUUCCUCCCUCUUGGUGGUCUUCCUCCCUCUUCGUGGUCUUCCUCCCUCUUGGUGGUCUUCCUCCCUCUUCAUGGUCUUCCUCCCUCUUGGUGGUCUUCCUGCCUCUUCAUGGUCUUCCUGCCUCUUCAUGGUCUUCCUCCCUCUUCGUGGUCUUCCUCCCUCUUGGUGGUCUUCCUCCCUCUUGGUGGUCUUCCUCCCUCUUCGUGGUCUUCCUCCCUCUUGGUGGUCUUCCUCCCUCUUCAUGGUCUUCCUCCCUCUUGGUGGUCUUCCUGCCUCUUCAUGGUCUUCCUGCCUCUUCUUGGUCUUCCUCCCUCUUGGUGGUCUUCCUCCAUCUUGGUGGUCUUCCUCCCUCUUGGUGGUCUUCCUCCCUCUUGGUGGUCUUCCUCCCUCUUCGUGGUCUUCCUGCCUCUUCGUGGUCUUCCUCCCUCUUCGUGGUCUUCCUCCCUCUUGGUGGUCUUCCUCCCUCUUCGUGGUCUUCCUCCCUCUUCAUGGUCUUCCUCCCUCUUCGUGGUCUUCCUGUCUCUUCGUGGUCUUCCUGCCUCUUCUUGGUCUUCCUCCCUCUUUGUGGUCUUCCUCCCUCUUUGUGGUCUUCCUCCCUCUUGGUGGUCUUCCUCCCUCUUGGUGGUCUUGGUUAUUGUUGCUCUGGCUUUGAUCGGUGGGUGUUGGUCUGUGAUCGCUGGCAGCCGAUGUUUCUCUCCUUCUGUUUGGGGUUAACUGUUCAGAUUGAGAUCUUUCUUGCUCUCCUGAGGUGGUAAAGUUCUCCACCUCGUGGCUCCUCCUCUUCUCCUGCUUCCUCUGCCGCUGUCGGACAUCUUGGCUCUGAGCUUCUCUUUCUGUCUCCAGAAUCGGCCGGUUGUCCUAUCUUUGCCUUACCUUCUGCCAGUGCACCUUCUGAUGAACUUUACAGAAGUCUCCUUUUCUUGGCCUCUUAUCACCGUUUGCUCUUCAUGAU
This is a messenger RNA of Cyprinodon tularosa, 4144 nucleotides long. RefSeq lists its product as uncharacterized. NCBI's taxonomy places the organism in Eukaryota, Metazoa, Chordata, Actinopteri, Cyprinodontiformes, Cyprinodontidae. The coding region runs from base 1971 to 3947 and encodes 658 amino acids. The transcript is spliced from 2 exons. The record is from RefSeq and is a predicted model, not a curated record.